This is a messenger RNA of Populus nigra (black poplar), 712 nucleotides long. RefSeq names its product dirigent protein 23-like. NCBI's taxonomy places the organism in Eukaryota, Viridiplantae, Streptophyta, Magnoliopsida, Malpighiales, Salicaceae. The record is from RefSeq and is a predicted model, not a curated record. The transcript has a single exon. The coding region runs from base 46 to 579 and encodes 177 amino acids.
UGACUUUUGCACUAUCAGUUUAAACUUCUCAUCAAGUGUUUAGCCAUGGCAAUGAACAGCAAACUCUUGCUUCUCUUUGUCCUUGCUGUUGUCUUCUCCUGCAGAAGCACAGACGCCUUGAAGGUUAAAGCCACUCGUAUCCAAUUCUACAUGCACGAUGUUAUUAGCGGUCCAAAUCCAACUGCUGUCCGGGUUGCAGGCCCUGAUAACUCCACCACCAGCCCAAAUGCAACUGCUGCCAUGUUCGGGUCUAUUUACAUGAUGGACAACCCGCUCACAGUCACUCCCAGCCCGAACUCCACAGUUGUAGGACGUGCACAAGGGAUUUAUGGCAUGUCAUCACAGAACGAGUUCAGCCUUCUAAUGUCACUCACUGUUGGGUUCAUUAGCGGACCUUACAAUGGCAGCACGUUUAGUGUGCUUGGCCGGAAUCCGAUCAUGAGUGACGUGAGAGAAAUGCCUGUGGUCGGUGGCACCGGGAUCUUCAGGCUUGCCCGUGGAUAUUGCCUGGCCAAGACCCACUCGAUGGCUGGAUUUGAUGCCAUCAUUGGAUACAAUGUGACAUUGUUACACUACUGAUCGGCGAGGAGGCAUUGCGUUUUUUUUUUUUUCCCAGUUAUUUAUAUACAAGUUCUACUUUCCAUCCUCAAUCUUUUGUGUUCGUUGAGCCUAUUAUUGGAAUAAAUAACAGUACCGUCUGAUUUUUUUCUUC